Myotis lucifugus (little brown bat) is the source of this 3301-nucleotide messenger RNA. RefSeq names its product lysine acetyltransferase 8 (gene KAT8). NCBI's taxonomy places the organism in Eukaryota, Metazoa, Chordata, Mammalia, Chiroptera, Vespertilionidae. Gene Ontology annotation, biological process: regulation of DNA-templated transcription. The record is from RefSeq and is a predicted model, not a curated record. Gene Ontology annotation, molecular function: histone acetyltransferase activity. Bases 278 to 1924 code for a protein of 548 amino acids. The transcript is spliced from 13 exons.
CAUCUGCAAAAAGGGGUGAGCGGUCUAAGGCAGGCGGAAGCGGCGGCGCAGGAGUGGGUGUCAGGCCUCCAGCCCCAACUCGGGCCGCGGGGACAGCGAGAACAGCGCCCCCUCGAGCCGGCGCGGCGCGGCUUCCUCGGCGCAGGGCCUUUAAGAAGCUCGGCUGACUCAUCACCAGGGAGGCCUCCGCGGGCCAGGCGCAGCCACCCCAGCGGCGGGAAGGCAGGAACUCCCGGGUGAGCGGCAGCGCGUCCCGGCCCGACACGCCAGCGGACCAAUGAGCUGCCGCCACGUCACAGACUCCACCCCCGCCGCGCGCCGCCCCGGAGCCGCGGCGCGGGCAUCUGGCGUCAUUUCCACCACAGCGAUGGCGGCCCCGGGGGCGGCUGCAGCGGUUGCGGCCGCGACUUCAGGGGUCGCGGGGGAGGGCGAGCCCGGGCCCGGGGAGAAUGCGGCGGUUGAGGGGGCCGCCCCAUCCCCGGGCCGCCUCUCUCCGCCGACCCCGGCGCGCGGCGAGCCGGAAGUCACCGUGGAGAUCGGAGAGACUUACCUGUGCCGGCGGCCGGACAGCACCUGGCAUUCUGCUGAAGUGAUCCAGUCUCGAGUGAAUGACCAGGAGGGCCGAGAGGAAUUCUAUGUGCACUAUGUGGGCUUUAACCGGCGGCUAGACGAAUGGGUAGACAAGAACCGGCUGGCACUGACCAAGACCGUGAAGGAUGCCGUGCAGAAGAACUCGGAGAAGUACCUGAGCGAGCUGGCCGAGCAGCCUGAACGCAAGAUCACUCGAAACCAAAAGCGCAAGCAUGAUGAGAUCAACCAUGUACAGAAGACCUAUGCAGAGAUGGACCCUACAACAGCAGCUUUGGAGAAAGAGCACGAGGCGAUCACCAAGGUGAAGUAUGUGGACAAGAUCCACAUCGGGAACUACGAAAUCGAUGCCUGGUACUUCUCACCGUUCCCCGAAGACUAUGGGAAGCAGCCCAAGCUCUGGCUCUGCGAGUACUGCCUCAAGUACAUGAAGUAUGAGAAGAGCUACCGCUUCCACCUGGGCCAGUGUCAGUGGCGGCAGCCCCCCGGAAAGGAGAUCUACCGCAAGAGCAACAUCUCUGUGUACGAGGUGGAUGGCAAAGACCACAAGAUUUACUGUCAGAACCUGUGUCUUCUGGCCAAGCUUUUCCUGGACCACAAAACAUUGUACUUCGACGUGGAGCCCUUCGUCUUUUAUAUCUUGACUGAGGUGGACAGGCAGGGGGCCCACAUUGUCGGCUACUUCUCAAAGAGUCCUGACCUCGCCCCUGCAGGAGAAGGAGUCUCCAGAUGGAAACAAUGUGGCCUGCAUCCUGACCCUGCCUCCCUACCAGCGCCGCGGCUACGGAAAGUUCCUCAUUGCUUUCAGACCUUCUGUCUCCCCCUGCCAGGUUAUGAGCUAUCCAAGCUAGAGAGCACAGUAGGCUCCCCUGAGAAGCCACUGUCCGACCUGGGCAAGCUCAGCUACCGCAGCUACUGGUCUUGGGUCCUGCUGGAGAUUCUGCGAGACUUCCGUGGCACACUGUCCAUCAAGGACCUGAGACCCCACAAGGGACCUCUCCCAGCAUCUGCUCCACUCCCUUUCUGCAGCCAGAUGACCAGCAUCACUCAGAAUGACAUCAUCAGCACCUUACAGUCCCUCAACAUGGUCAAGUACUGGAAAGGCCAGCAUGUCAUCUGUGUCACACCCAAGCUAGUAGAGGAGCACCUCAAAAGUGCUCAGUAUAAGAAACCACCCAUAACAGGAUCAAGUCUGCCCUUGUUCUCACCUGGCGAAACCUGGCCUAGGCCCAGAGGCCCAACCCUGCCUCUCCUGUCUCUUCUCCCCACAGUGGACUCUCUUUGCCUCAAGUGGGCGCCCCCCAAGCACAAGCAAGUCAAACUUUCCAAGAAGUGAGUGGCGGUGCCCCUGCUGCUGGACCUGUGCCUCCUUCCCCCACCUGUAAAUAUGUACAGCCUGUUUCAUCAUUUUUUAAAUAAAGUAAGUUCUGCCGGUGGCUCUGGACUUUGGAGGCGGGAAGAAAAGGCCAACAGCUGAUGUUCUUCAUGGCAUGUCACACACACAGCCAAUUUCAUUGAUAACCCUAGACCCAAUCCAAGAACCCCAACCUCUUAUCUAAACUGAUCCCUGAACUUUGACCUCCAGACUACUUUUGGCAUCCCCACCUUGCCCAACCCAGUUGGUACCUUGGAAAGCAGUGGGCAGCCGACAGUACCCACUGCUCAGACACGAGAGAACCGCCACACACGACUUUGCCUCCUAUCCAAUCCAGCCCUUAUAAGUCUGAAGACCUUUAUAAACGAGAAAUCUGGCCAGGUGACACCCCCUUAAAUCCUUCCCUGGUUUCACACUGCCCUUAAGAUAAAUCCCAGACCUCCCAUGACAGUGCCAUCCACCUGGACACUUCCUGUCAUAGUCUUGGAAGCACUUAUUCACCUAUGGAACUUCGCUCUUCAAGGUCACUACCUAGAAUUCCUUUCCUCAGCCCUACUUUGCUCGGCAAAUUUCCAUUUGCCUAUGGCAGCCCCUCCUUGGCCUGCCCUGACCUGCUGCCUGAGUCAGGCCGUGCACAGAGCUCCCAGGGCUGCUUCCCUGAUACUGCCUCGUCACCACUGCUCCCUGUGCUCCACCACACAACCCGGCACUCCCACGGCCCCAGUGCCCAAAGAUGGAGCUGUGGAUGCGGCUAGUGAACAAAGGAACAGAACAACUGGGCUCCCACAGCCUGAAGGCCACCCUACCCUCACUGAGGCUAGCAGUUUGGAACAAGACCCAGCUGCCCUUCACAAAGUCACCUUCCCAGGAGCAGAGAAAACUGCCCAGCCAGGCUCCUCCUCUCGUAAUAAUGACAAUAGCUGCUAUUUAGGAACUUUAAACUACGUGAGGCCCCGAAGGGGCUUUCACUUCCUUUAUCUUCAGGACUGCUCACACAGCCCCAGGAGAUAAACUCAAUCAGCUUCAUUUAGAGGUGAGCUGUGAGCCAAGCACACAGCAGUAAGUGGUGAGGGGGGCUCAGAGCUGGUGACCUGCCUUUGACGGAAGGAGACCUUUGGCUUGUUUCCACAAAACAACUCCGGCUCUUACAGGCUGUGCCACUCACUGGCUGUGCGCCUUCGGGCACAUCACUUCUCUGCACUUCGGUUUCUUUAUCUGUAGAACUCAGGCUACCAUCCCCGUCUCACAGAGCUAUUGUGGGACUUAAGACAUUACGGUGCGUGAGACAGCCUGGCAGAGAGAGGUCAGGCACUCAUUAAACACGCCAUGGGAAUCUGA